Babesia ovata is the source of this 4590-nucleotide messenger RNA. RefSeq names its product DUF803 domain-containing protein, putative. Bases 1 to 4590 code for a protein of 1529 amino acids. The transcript is spliced from 3 exons. Lineage: Eukaryota; Apicomplexa; Aconoidasida; Piroplasmida; Babesiidae. The record is from RefSeq and is a predicted model, not a curated record.
AUGGAGCAAGAACGUGGCAAGCGCGUACCCGAGGAGGUGCUGUUCAAGUGGGACAACGACCAUGAUUCUAAGCGGCGUCCGUUCGCGGAAGCCGAAGGCGCCGCUGCCUCUGCGACUGGAUCGGGAUCCAACCCUCUGACCUCGAGUGGCAUCGGCGCGUUUCGCAACGUCCUUCCUUCCCGUGUCGUACCGUCUGCGCAGCCAGAUGUGAACAAUGUGCACCUGGAAGCGAAGCGGUUGCGGGAGACGGUCGCCAACGUUCAGCUUUCGCACAACCGGGACUGGCUCGCUGCGAACACGCGCGUCACUGCUCUUGGCAAACUGGAUGUACUGGAUAGGCUCUCGUGUAUGCUGUUGAACCGCGAUAGCGCUAUGCGCUACGAGUCGCUGCGGUAUAUUCAGCGCGAGUGCACUUCCGAGUUCGAGUUCAACAAGAAAUUGUGCGAAUUUCGCCUGCGGCGCUUGAACAGCACGCUGGUGCCGGAGUACUGCAUUCCGCCCGUGCAUAUUCGUAACACUACGCUGGUGUCUAAGAUGAAAGGCAAAUGUGGUUGCCCGCUGCAGGUCUACAUUAACUGGGACAUGCGUACCCCGACCCCUGUCGCCAUGAAGGGUGCAGCAACUGGUGCCAAUCGCGGAGUUCCGGGCAUAGGUAUCGGUGGAGUAUCAGCCGUGCGGCCGUCUUUGAAUUUUGGCAGCGACACGUUCCUCACUGCUCGCGAGGAGCCACUGGGCACGGGCCCGCAAAGCGGCUCAACCCAUUUUAAUCGCGUUAUUAGUGGAUUGCUCGGCGGAUCGACGUAUUAUGAUGCGAAUUCGGAUACUCGAGUUACAAGUGAAGGUCGGCCUCAGGGCGCCGUCCCGCCGGUUCCCGCGGCCUCCGAACAGCGCGCACCAUCGUCAACCGACGCCACCGGUGGUUGGGCGCUCAACAGCAACGACUUCCGGCCGUCGUCUCAGGUUAGCGGGAAUGUGGGUUCUAUUGCAACCCCUACGGCGACAUCUAAUGACGGGCGGUUCACGCGUGAGCAUUUGGAGGCGGUUUGUCCUAUGCAUGCUGCUUCUGCGCUGCCCGAUUUGCUGUGCUCCAAAGGCGGUUCUAUGAAGGUUAUCCGAGAAUUCGGGCUAGUGUACCGGUACGAGGUGUCAUCUGCCAACUCCGGUGAAGUCCACAUUCUGUCCAUGCACAAGAUGCUUGGCGACACCAAGGUGUUUAACUUCCGUCUGCCGUCUGCGCUGCAGACCAUGAAUGCGAUAUACCUGCGCGACUUUGAACUGGAGCGUUAUCAGUCUGCUUUUAGUCCGGACGUGCGGGCACCAGACGAAGUCGACAAGUUGCGCACCUCGUACCUAUCAUCCGUGUACACCGGCCCCGCUCUGAUGAUCGCCACGUCGACCGAGUUCAUUAUCGCAUUGGUCCACGAAACGCCCGGUUCAAUGCGUCUUGGUGUAUUGUUCCGCGAGCGCAACUGCGGCCACGUGAUUAAUGAGGUGUUCGGCCACCGCGGGUCCGGUAGGGUGUUCAUGCUCGGCCCCAACAGCCUGCUGUACGAGUUCCAGUACCAGUUGGGCGCGAUAGAUGCCAGGGACACCUCCGUUUUUGGGAAGAUGAUGCCAAUGAUUGUCAAAGGCUGCAAGUUUGUCCUGACGGCCCUGACCAACGACCGUGUCUACAAGCUUCGCGGCACCGUCCCCGGCGGAUACACCGUCGAGUUGGGUGCUGGUGUCAGCGACUCUCGCAUAACCGACCCGGAUAACUGGUGGGAGGGAAGUGGGAACUGUCUGACUGAUUUAGGGAAGCCUUGCCCGAUCAGCGGUACCGUUUACUGGCCGCCCUUGCAGUGGCGUGAGCUGCAUCUCUCGCUGCAGGAAUCCAGUUUUGCCGACGGUUUCGGCCGUGAAAAUUGCACAUGCGUCAGUCGAGGUUGCUGUGUGAAGCACGAGUGCCGUACGUGCGUGAAGCUGCUGAACCCGUGGGACAAAUCUUACUUUGGAGUGUUUGCUUCCGGUGGUUCCAUCCUCAGCCUGGACGAGGAUAGGUGGUUGCUGUGUAUGCUGCGGGAUGACAGCGGCGACUUGAGUGUCUUCAAGAUCCCGGAUGAGUGCAAUUUCGAACAUUUCGUAAAAGGUGUGGUGGACUACGAUCGGAUGUUUCCCUACACGUUAACUUACUACAGUUUGCGCAACAGCGACCUGGUGAACCAGUUGAUGCGCGCGGGUUACUUUCGCGUGGUUGGUAGCCCAUCUGGCUAUCGGUGUUGUGCGGUGUUACCGGUUCCUCUGGGUUUAUGUGAGGGCGUCGACAUCGUAUUGGUCGACAACUACGGCAGCCGGAUCUUCGUGGGUUUCAUGACCGACCAAAAUAAGAAGACCUCACUAGUUGUCAAGGGAUUCAAGGCCGCGCAGAUGUUGAUCGAGCGUCGCUCGGUGAUGAGUAGGCCGGUAUCGUUCGGCUCUGGUUGGCAAACUCCCAGUCAGCCACAACCUGCAAACACGGCUGCAGUACAGGUUAAGCGCAGCUAUUAUUACGUGUCCGACCUGUUCGUCGUCUGCGAGUUCUACGUGAAGACUAACAAUAUGACACUUGCGAAGAUAACACUGUUUGCCCCCGAGUCUGCGUCUCUGUGUCAGUCAAGCGGGCCUUCCCCGCAAUCUGUGUCGGAGGAGUUGUGGUCUCACAACCAGCGGCAGUCUACGCCUCGUGGAGAAUCAGAUGCGCAUAACUCUGCGGCGCCGCGUCUGCGCCCUAUCGAGUGGUAUGACGAAUUCUGUAUCCUGUUGUCGCCUGGUGAAACCGUCCUUGACGUGUUCUCACAGCGUCGUGACUCCGCCGAUGGAAAGAACGGGUUCAGUUGGGAGUUGGCAUUCGUCACGUCACAAAAGAUAUACACCCUCUACCGGUCGAGUUUGAUGCGCCUCAUCACCGCGCUGGUGGAGCACCCUGUGUCGACGCUUAGGUACCUCGACCCCCCGAUGAUGUCGCAUGACCAUCGGGCUGCCAUCACAUCGCAACGCUAUAACAAGGCUGCAGAAACGCCCGAUGGUGUGCAUUUUGUGGACAUUUUCGCCGACGGUCCUCAACGCGGUGACCUGUGUGGUGAGGACGCUACUAAGGAAGCGGUUGCUUACGGAUUGUAUUACUUGUCCUGGUUGUUCACCCCCGAAGAGGUAUUCAGGACGUGCUGGGAGUUGUUAUCGGAACGCAGCGAGCCCCUACUUGAAUCGUUGUUGCUUGGCGCCAAUGAUGCGCAAUGCCUAUUAUUGACGUCCAUGGGCAUUUCAUCCCAGGCGUUCGGUUGGACGGCGCCGGGUGCAUACGCCGUUGAUGACGCCGGUAAGCCGACGACACCGGCGGUAAGCCCCUGGUGCAAGUUUGUCAUAUUCAGCGAGCCUAAGUUGCACCGCUUUAACCGGGUAUGUACCGGCAUGACAUCGGUGGCUGUAGACGGUGUGCUCUCUUUGGUAUGCGGGCUGCUGGAAUCAGUGUGGCUGGAACGCACGUUUUCUUGUGUGCCUCUGCUGACAUCCGACAGACGCUCCUCCAAAAACGAUGGUUCUCUUCCUUUCACUCCGGAAGACCAGCUGACGCAUCGUAACGAGUUUGUCGUGGGUUCGAGGUUUGAAAGCGACCUGAUGCUGUGUCUGCGCCGUCCCUUGACGGAGGUUAAGGCCAGAUUGGUACAGCUGCGCAAGUUGUAUCUGCUGCUAUGCAAGGUCGCCAUGCAAUACGAGUCGUUGCAGCCCGGCACCGUCGAGGCAGUGGCCAGCAGCGUGAGCCGCCUGUCGCUCAGCCUCCAGCGUGACAUUUUCCCCGACGACUGCUCUGCCGAACAGUCUUAUGGAAACGAUACCUUCAAAAAUCCCAUGGCAAACGGCUUCGGCAUGGACAAUGUUGCUAAAACGAGCCCAAGAUUCCCACACGUCGGCGCUGCUCCGGAGCUUACCAACGCCGGCAAAGCAUCGCCGUUCGACGUCGCUACAAUACUCCGCCGCUUGCGCCAGCGCCGCGAUAAUGACGUGAAGACUCUGCGGGAACUGGUGAUGCUGCUCGAGAUAACCCAGGAAUACCUCGCAUGUUGCGUGCUGCUGCACCGCAACUGCAUAUUGGGAGACGUUCAGCACGAGUUCGGUCGGAUGUUCGCCGACGUCCGCCUCCUUCCAUCUGAGGGCUAUGGCCGUAUGACCAUCGGCGACUUUUCCUACAGCCCAGUGAUGCAAUCGCACGAGCCUACCGUCUACCCGUUCAGCGUGGAGCGCAUUGCUUCCGCGGAUCGUCCUCCGUACGCGUUUACGAUGUCGAGGGAGUUCUUCUUCAUUAUGUCGCGAUCCAACCUGCUCAACCUGUGUUCCAACCAGGAGUACUACCGUUCGUUCCGUGUGGCGGUGUGGCUCGCGGGCGGCGAGGUGUCUAACCUACAGGACUACUUCUACGGCCACCUGUUCAAGUCCGACGAGCUGCGUUUGAAGCACUGGUCCAGCAUGGUGAAGUCGCUCGAACGUCAGCUUGCAACGGCAGAUAGCGACGCCUCGGUGGCUCAAUAUGCUCGUUUACUGAUGCGGUACCUCUCGGAAAAGCAGACGGCGCAGUAA